This is a messenger RNA of Oppia nitens, 5655 nucleotides long. Its product is annotated as cell adhesion molecule DSCAM-like. Gene Ontology annotation, molecular function: protein binding. Gene Ontology annotation, biological process: axon guidance; cell-cell adhesion. Bases 1 to 5655 code for a protein of 1884 amino acids. Gene Ontology annotation, cellular component: axon; plasma membrane. The transcript has 20 exons. The record is from RefSeq and is a predicted model, not a curated record. NCBI's taxonomy places the organism in Eukaryota, Metazoa, Arthropoda, Arachnida, Sarcoptiformes, Oppiidae.
AUGCUACUGAUGCUAAUGUUGUUGAUGAUGAUGAUGAUGUCGACACAGUCAUCAGCAGCAGCACAGGGAGCAUCAGCACCAUCACUACUACUAUCUCCACUAUUAUCAGCACCAUUAGGAUUAUCAGCGCCACCACCACCACCACCGGCACCGUUGACCUUUCGGGUAGAGCCACCGCCACGUGUACUAUACUCUAACAAAUACGGUACAGUCAUACCCUGUUCAAUGGACACUACAGGUCCCGCUACCGACAAUUUGAAGAUCACAUGGAUGUCGGUUACGGCCGACAACACCGCGGGUGGCGGUGGCGGUAGUAGUGGUGGUCAACACGACUCGGCGUAUGCGGAGGUCAACGAUGUUGUCGGACUUAGGCUGAUCCGUGAAGACGGUUCUCUAUGUUUGCUACCGUUUCCCGAAACCCAUUAUACGGAUAGUAUUCAUAAUACUGUCUAUGUUUGUGUGGCCAGUUUACCGCCGUACGGCCAGAUUGGCAGCCGAUUUGUUAAAGUCAAAGCAGUGAUCGACAAACAGCCGGUAGACGUACGUAAUGUGGACAGCAGUGUCAGUAUGGGAUCGGAUGUCAUAUUGCACUGUCAUUUUGUACAGCAUUUAUAUGAAGUUUCUCUAUGGAUUAGCGAUGACGGCCUCAUUAUACUGCCGGUUGUCAAAACUAAUAGUGCUUUAGGUAAAUCAUUACAAAGUAAACACCAUAUCUUAAUGAACGGGGAUCUACUGAUCACCGACAUUGACAACGAGGAUGUCAAACGCAGAUACCGGUGCCAAGUGGCCAACAGGUUGACCGGCGAGCGAACCGAUAGCUCAAACUGGUCGCGCAUUGUCUUAAUUGAUAACGACAUGAGGACAGGCCUACGAAACAAUUUGAGUCCAUCGGUUAGUACAAUGCUAGUCCCGGAUGGCCAAUCGGUAGCCAUAUAUUGUUCAUUUGAUGGCCAACCCGACAGCCGACCCGACCAGCACUGGUACUAUACUGUCGGCCGACAUUCAAUGGAUCUGAUGUCGACCGCACGUAUGACCAGAUUGCCAGUGUCUACACUAUCGUCGGCCGAUAAUAAUAAUAAUAAUAAUAUCCAUAACAAUAACUAUAAUAAUAAUAACUAUAAAGUGAUGCCAACAAUGGUAUUGAUUGGCAGCGCACAGUUAGCUGAUAAUCGGCGAUUUAUUUGUGUCGCCAAUAAUACCGGAGCUGAACAACGAUCCGAAACACAACUUAUAGUCAGAUCUUCAUUGAGACUACAUUUAUCAGUAUCUUCAUCGUCGACAACAACAUCGACGCCUAGUUUGGGCGAUGAUAUUAUCCUAAAUUGUAGCCUAACUGUAAUGGAUUCAAUACCAUCAUCAAUGGCCAGUAGCACCAGUAGUAGUAGUAAUCCAGGAGCCACUAUAGUGGGUACAGAGUCGGGCAUCGUAGCCGGCAUCAAAUGGUUUCGCAAUAUGCGGCCACUGGUUAUGGAUCAUCGGAUCCGACAGUUGUCGGACACUGUCCUAACCAUCCGAUCCUAUCGUCACUCGGAUAUCGGUAUUGUCCAGUGUUUUGUUCAUCUGAAAGAUGGUUUCGGUUAUGAGGAAUGGCUACAAUCGGCGGCUGUCCUUACAAUGGAAGAGAGAGCACCGGUAUUUACGACCGUAUUUUCCGAGCAAAUCAAAAUGUCAAACACGGAUCUGAGUUUGAAAUGUGCGGCCGUUGGCCAACCGCCGCCGAUAAUCUAUUGGAAACUGGACGACUGGGAUAUACUUGAAGCCGUACCCAGGGCUCGACUGCACAGUUACGCCAACAAAGUCGACCGCACCGGUAGCCAAUCGCAGCUCAAUAUUAGCUCAAUUACUAUGAAGGAAACGGGAGUUUAUCAAUGUAUUGCUCACAAUCUUAGAGGAACGGUAGUCCAUAGAUCCCGUAUCAAUAUAAUGGGUUCGCUGUAUAUAAAACCAAUUGGAAACGUUACGGCCAUUGCCGGCCAUUCCCUAACUAUUAACUGUUCCUAUGCUGGCUAUCCUAUCGAUGAAGUAUUUUUCCUAAAAGGAAAUCGACGCUUGCCUUUGGAUGAGAGACACUCGCAGCCAUCAAUCGGUCGACUGGCCAUCGCUUCGGUGGACAGUACCGAUCAAGACAUGUAUAAAUGUGUUGUCCUAUCGCUUAGUGGCCAACGAAUGGAGCAGACAUUUCAUGUCAAAGUCAUAGCUCCGCCGGUAAUCAGUCCGUUCAUGUUUUCCGAUAAUCUUGAAGAAAAUAUGCGCUGUUCGGCCGUUUGUUCGGUCAUAUCGGGCGAGCCGCCGAUAACCAUCAAAUGGUUCAAAGAUGGCAAACCAUUGUUGCAGAUGGACUCCGACAUCCAGAUAGUAUCCAUCAACGAGUUUAUAUCGUCGCUUAUCAUAUCAAACAUCCGGUACUAUCACAGAGGAAACUAUACGUGUGUGGCGUCCUCAGCCCAGUUGACCACUACGUCGACCAAUUUUACGGCCACAAUGCGCGUACGGGCGGCACCCCAAUGGAUAGUACGACCAGCGGACAGGCAUACAUUGGUCGGCCAAUCGUUGGUCAUGGACUGCCAGUCCAGUGGCUAUCCGCAGCCGGUAACUCGUUGGAAGUUUAUACGUAUCAAUCAGAUGAUGAUGGCGGGCACAGGUGCUGCUAAUGGUCUCCAGGGUGUUGGACAUCCAGACACCAAUAGUGCACAGUUAGCCAAAGGCUCAGAUGCCGUAUCCAUACUGAGUAGUCCACAGAUACAUGUACUGGAAAACGGUUCGCUAGCCAUCCGAUCGAUUGAAACACACUUUCAGGGUAUAUACAUAUGCGAUGUCGGCAACGGUGUUGGCCGGCCAUUGGAAACCAGUGCCCGAUUGUUUGUCAACAAUGUACCCACGGUUCAACUAGGCCAACGACAUCUGACUGUACGCCGAUCGGGACAGUUGACCGUUCAGUGUACGGCUAGCGGUACAACACCGUUGACUAUACGGUGGCUGAAAAACGGGUUUCCGCUUAGUAACGGUGCCAGCAGUGGUGGUGGUGGUGGUGGCCAUAGCCGUGGUGGACACAACAGUGACCGGUCAUUGUCGUCGGUAUAUAUAAUCCGAGAGGAACUGACCAAAACAAGCGGUACGGAAAAGUAUUCGCAACUAACGGUCAACAACUGUGUCCGCAACGAUACGGCAGUGUUUACAUGUGUUGCCACUAAUUUGUUUGGUAGCGAAUCCCAGGAGUCCGAUGUUGUAGUCCAGGAGCCACCUGACGCUCCCCAUGAUAUACAUUCAUUGGAUAUAACCGCCCGAUCGGCUACUGUCUCAUGGGUUACACUAUAUACUGGCAACAGUCCGAUCAUUAAACACAGUGUCCAAUAUAAACGACAAUCAGAUCAAUGGUUCGAUGCAUUGAUGAUACACUCGACCGCCAAUACAGUUACUAUAAGUAAUUUAUUGCCAAUGACUGGCUAUGAUAUCCGGGUAAAAGUUGAUAAUGAAAUUGGUUCAAGCGAAUUUAGUACUACCAUCAACAUUGUUACUACAAUGGAAGCGCCGUCAAUAAUACCGCAAGACGUUCACUGUGUGCCACUUGACUCGCGAUCAAUCAAAAUCCAGUGGAGUAUUGUUAGCCCUAAAUCACAGAUAAUUGAUGGCUUCUACAUUGGUUUCAAACCAUUUACUAACAUACAUAUGCCCUAUACGUAUAAGACAAUGCAGACCAGUGGUGGUAGGGCUGGUAGUGGUGGUGGUGGUGGUGGUGGUGGUGGUGGUGGUGAACAUGAGUUGGUUAUACAGGGAGGUAGCGUUGGUGGCGGUGGUGGUGGUGGACAUCACUACCAACAACAGCAGCAGCAGAUGCUGAUGAUGAUGAUGAGCACCGGUAGUAUGAUAGGUACGGCUGCUGGUGCUACCGUUGCUGAACCACAGAUAUCAAGCAAAUAUGAUUAUAAUAUCGAGUCACUGUCUAGACGUACAAAAUAUAUAUUUAUAAUACAGGCAUUCAAUAGUAUGGGUGCCGGACCUUCCAGUGCCGAGAUUAUUGCCGAAACAUUUGCAAACGACCCACCGGAGGCACCCCUGGUUAAGGUAGACUCACUGACCACUAGCGACGCCACACUUAUAUGGGAUUUGAUGUCCUCAUCCUCGUCGUCGUCCUCAUCGUUGUUCAAAGACAGCGACGGCAAUCAAGUGGACGGCUUUAUCAUUAGCUAUAGGAUGGACGGUAACAGUGGUGUAACUACCGGUGCCUUAGCCGAGCACAUGGCGUCCAACAACAACAACAUCAAUAACAACUGGGAGACCAUUCAGCUGAGUGGCCAACACAAAAAGUAUGUCCUAAGAAAUCUCCGAUGCGGUACUAGUUAUAUCGUUAAAGUCGAGGCCUUUAACGAUGUGGGCACCGGUAGGCCCAGCGAUGAGCUACGGUUUUCAACAGUUGGCAAAGCACCGGUAGCUGCCGACCGUAGUCAACAGUUUACCGCAAACAUUACGUUUGUUUUAUUGCAUUUGAAUCGUUGGUCAGAUGGCGGCUGUCCUAUCAGUCAUUUUUCGGUUCAAUAUAAGCCCAGACAGUCGGGUGACGGCUGGACAGUCCACUCAAACGACAUAUCAAGCGAACAGAAUACGGUAUUGUUGGCCGACUUGAGGCCGGGUACCUGGUAUGACGUACUGGUCGGCGGCUACAAUGAAGCCGGCCAAACACAACUGGAGUAUCGGGUGGCCACUUUGACGACUACCGGUUCAACUGUUGAACCGUUGAGUUCGUUGGACGGAUCGUCGUCGGCCGGCGGCAGCAGGGGAUCCAUAUUCGAGGAUCCAGUGAUUCUGAUACCGGCUUUCUGUGCCGUACUGGUCCUAGUGGUGGUCAGCUGUGCUACCGGUUUCAUAUUGAUCUGGAAGUCGAAAGAGUCGGGCGCCACCAACGAGCCAUACUGUAGGCACCGGGAAAACAGCCGAAGCGAUGAUCUAUCGUUAAACUCAUACAAUAAAGUGCCAAAAACAGAGCCUAUCUAUGAUCGCCAGAGACUACAAGUCUAUUAUCCCAAUGGCUAUCAUACCGAAGCCGGUGGUGGCGGUGGUGUUAGUGGCCAACAGCUAAUCACAACUGGUGGUCAAGAUUUGUGUCAUCAAAUACAUUUCCAGGGAGCCGCCGAUGUCGAUUGCGGUGACGGUAUUGGAGCCGCCAUUGGCGGCGGCGGUUGCGGCGGACAGAUAGUUGUCGAGCCGUCGAGAGGAGGUCGACGCGGGUUCGGCUAUGUUGACCACGUUUACGAUGUACCGCACCGUAUGCUCAACAAACAGAUGGCGGACACCACAAAGUUGUCCAGUUAUUCGCUGCUCUGGAAGGAAGACAACUGUCCCGAAGCCGUAGCCGAUUCUUGUCUACAAAUGGACAACAAUAGUUUAGUCGAUUCAACCGGAAUACCUAAUACAUUGACAAACUGUAGUAUAAGUAGCCGUGAUAAUGAAUCAAUUUAUAGCCAAUCGACAUGUUUUCAUGAGAUACACAAAUUGGAUCAAUUAAAACAAUUACAACAUUUACAGUAUGGUUGUCCCAGAGAUCAAUUGCCACCACAACAACAACACCAACAACAGCUAUCAUCAUCAGCAGUAACAACACCUACCAGUGCCGCACACGUCCAACACAGUAAACUAUUUGGUAAAUCAAUAAUUAUAUAA